Messenger RNA from Diutina rugosa, 912 nucleotides. RefSeq names its product Yhm1p (gene YHM1). Bases 1 to 912 code for a protein of 303 amino acids. Gene Ontology annotation, cellular component: mitochondrion. Gene Ontology annotation, molecular function: guanine nucleotide transmembrane transporter activity. NCBI's taxonomy places the organism in Eukaryota, Fungi, Ascomycota, Pichiomycetes, Serinales, Debaryomycetaceae. The transcript has a single exon. The record is from RefSeq and is a predicted model, not a curated record.
AUGUCUCCUGCUGCCGCCACUACUGACAAGAAGCAAAGUGGGUUGGCCCGUGUGCUUGGGUCGGCUUCUGCUGGUAUCCUCGAGAUUGGGGUCUUCCACCCCGUCGACACCAUCUCGAAGCGGUUGAUGUCGAACCACGGGGCGAUCAGAUCGGCGCACCAAUUGAACGAAGUCAUCUUCCGUCAGUACGCCGCUGAACCUUUCGGCAAGAGAAUCUUCACUCUUUUCCCCGGUUUGGGGUACGCCGCCGUGUACAAGGUGUUGCAAAGAGUGUACAAGUACGGUGGUCAACCUUUCGUCAACGAGUUCUUGACCAAGAACUUCAAGGACAGCUACGAAAACUUGUUCGGCCCCAAGACCGGUAAGGCCAUGCUUUCGGCCACUGCUGGUUCGCUUAUCGGGAUUGGUGAAGUGGUGUUGUUGCCUCUCGAUGUGUUGAAGAUCAAGAAGCAAACCAACCCUGACGCUUUUAAGGGCAGAGGCUUGUUCAAGAUUAUCAAGGAUGAAGGUUUCGGUUUGUACCGUGGUUGGGGCUGGACCAUGGCGAGAAACGCUCCCGGUUCGUUCGCGCUUUUCGGGGGUAACUCGUUCGCUAAGGAAUACAUCUUCGGCCUUAAGGACUACUCGCAAGCUACCUGGACGCAAAACUUCGUCACCUCUAUUUUCGGGGCUUCCGCUUCGUUGAUUGUCUCGGCUCCUUUGGAUGUGAUCAAGACUAGAAUCCAAAACAAGAACUUCGACAACCCCGAAUCGGGCUUGACUAUCAUCAAGAACACUUUGAGAAACGAAGGUAUCACCGCUUUCUUCAAGGGUUUGACCCCCAAGUUGUUGACCACUGGUCCUAAGUUGGUGUUCUCGUUCGCCGUCGCCCAAUCGUUGAUCCCCGCUUUCGACAACUUGAUCAAAAAGUAA